AUGGAUAGAGACGGGGUGAUCAGCAACAAAAAUUCGCCACUGACUGAUCCACCAAUGCUUAGCAACGAAACCAACUAUAUCCCACUACAACUCCUUAAACAAGAAAAUGGGAACCCCAGUUUCGGUGACCAUCUGUACGACACCGUGAAAACAAUCCCAUGGAACUCCCCAUCCCCUUACGCGACGAUUGGCGCCCAGUCAACCACCUCAAACACCAAUGCGCUGACCGCAGAGGAACAGAAGCGCCGCAGUAGACAGACCAUCGGGGUGGUGCUCUUUGGAAUCCUCUUGAUCGGAGCCGCUGCAGCCGCCACCGCAUUGAUCAUCCACUACGUGUUUAUAACAGUCGAAGACAACAAGGACAAUAUUUCAUUAGAUGAUUUUUCAAAUAUUGGACCAAAUAUUACCAAAAUGUCGCCAAAGGAAACAGGAGGAGACGACACCGGAAAUGACGUAAAAUUGGAUGUGUCCGAUCCCGAGACAUUUUCGGUUCCCAGUUCAACAUUACUUCCGUCUGCGGUGGGUGAGAAGGGUCCUGGAUUGUUGCCUAAUGCUACCACAGUGACCGAGGCUACGGAACCACCUCCAAUAGAACCUGUGGUGUUUCCGGAUUACACGUAUGAGAUAGGGCAAGUAGCAAAAAUGCGCUGCAAGGUUAACCGUAUGCAGAUGUGGGACAGUAUAACUAUGAACGGGACCAAAGACAUUCCGGAAUUAGACAAACCAUUUCAUUUUAUGCUGUUAAGUAACAACGAAACCCGUCUUAAUACCAACGACAGUCGCAUAACGUCAGAAGUAACCAUCAAGCAGACCCGGAGCCCGUCAGCCAAGUACGAUGACAUCGAAGUGCUGAUCCACUUCAGUGAGAUUGAGUGCCAGGAUAUGGGGAGUUACGAGUGUUGGGUAGACGGACCGACGAUUUACAAAGUGACCAACACACUGACCGUAAAACGAUACCCUAAGAGUAAACCGAUCUUAGAAAUUCCAUUCGCAAUCAUCGAGAACAGGCCCAUAUCAAUUAAAGGCCGCUGGAGUAGCGGAUUUCCAGAAAGCUACGGAGAACUGAGUUGGUACAUAAUUCCUCCCGGAUCCGAUCGGGAAAACCCCUGGACGGAGGCCAAGAGCACCGACAAUUCUAAAGAUUGCGACAACGAGGCUGCCAGCAUCAUUAACCUGGAACCAACAUUGGAGUUGAACAGAACAAAGAUAAAGAUUCAGCCUCACUUCUUUCCUCAGUAUCUAGAAGAGGCUCAAAAAUACAAAGUGGAAUCUGUAAUCCAAGAAAUCUUAGUUGUUCCUGCAAACUAUUGCGAUGGGAAAGAGAAGAACAUGAAACUGGUUCACCCUUACACUUGUAGACUAUUCAUAACGUGUACAGACAAAAUCAACAUAUACGAGUGUCCAACAGAGACCACGUGUUUUGAUGAGAAGAUCGGAAGUUGUGAAUGA
Magallana angulata is the source of this 1449-nucleotide messenger RNA. RefSeq lists its product as uncharacterized. The coding region runs from base 1 to 1449 and encodes 482 amino acids. Lineage: Eukaryota; Metazoa; Mollusca; Bivalvia; Ostreida; Ostreidae. The transcript has 5 exons. The record is from RefSeq and is a predicted model, not a curated record.